CCUGGACAUGCACCGGAUGAUUAGCUUGUGAAUACCAGCCACCGGAAUCCCAUUGCCUCUGCACCUCGAUAGCCGAGAAGAGGGAUGCACACAUACAAUUAACCCCUGCUACCCCCCGCCAAAAUCACGAUACUUGUCAACAGUCAAUUUGAUCGGAACUGGCGACGACACACACGAUUAACGAUUGAACUCAACCGCAUCCUCUCCUCCUCCACUGCACGACCCGGUACCCUGCCAAGGUCGCGAAACGCGCGACCAGGAGUACGACAUUGAGCGCGACAACAAAACGAUUACAACAAGGCCUCUGGCCCCGUGCCAUGACAACAUUGGUCUAAAUGUCGUCACCCUACGAUUCUUCUUCGCGAAGGAGAAGUGUGUGGAGCCACUGGGUUCCCCUGGCCGUCACGCUCACCGUUGCUACAGUCGGUGUUGCGGCAUGGGCGUGGAGCCAGCGCAAGGACGAGGACGAAUCUUCCGAGCUAUACGACGAUCUGGACUAUGACAAUGCCGACUACAGCGGAAACGUUCCUCGCGACGCGACAUCGCGGGGGGGGCCGUCCCAACCUCCUCCGUCGUCGUCGAACCCCCCGGUAGGCGACGCGACGCAGGAAGGGAGCUGGGGCGCUCGCAUGUCGGGCGCUUUGCGACGCACACCUAGCCCUCAACAGCUCCUCGAGAAUGCCGGCAAGACCGUCUCGGCGAGUGUGGCCGCGGCUGGUGCGGUGGCCGGUCGCGCCCUGGCCGCUAUCCGGGAGGAGGAUAAGGCAGCCUUUGCCGAUCACGAGGCGUGGUCGGGCGAAGCCGAUGAUCGCAGGGACCGCCCUUCCGGCUCGGCGCCCCAAGAAGCUGGAAAGCGUCGCCGGACCGUGGCCAUUGUUGUCUCGGCUGAUGUCAACGUGGGCGAUUACGACGAGGACGAUUUCCUCGAACAUGCCUCCAUCCUAUCUCAUAUCCCCCGCCACAAUGACUUCUCCCAUAUCAAGCUGUUCGUCUUGAUCUACGCUCCUGGGUUGAAAGACAGCACGCUCGACCCGACGAGCAACCUCCCCCCGCCUUCGCUGAGCUCUUCCUUCUCCAACAUCGAACACAACCAGGCGCAAGCACAUCCCGACGACGCAGCCAGGAGCCCGGCGUUGACACCCUCGGCCGGCUCCACAUUGUUCAACGCCGUCCACUCGCAAGCGAUGGCCCUCGUCGAGAAGGAGACCAUGGUCCUCCCGUUCACCACGCCCAAUGGCCACGCGCACAUCCUGCGCCACCUCAAGCCCGACGUCGUGUACCUGCAAGAAUCCCUCGCCGGGGAGAACGGGAGCAUUGUGGCGAACAUGCAGACCUGGCUCAGGCACGACGUUAUCCUGGUAGUGGGUGCCGAGAGCGGCCAUGGCGGGUUGGCCGACAGUGAGUCCGAAGCUGAAAAGUCCGGCGCCGAGGAGAAGUGGUGGCAGCGGCCUGAGAGGGUUGGCCGUGGACGGGGUGUUGUGGUCGUUGACGGUAUGAGAGUUGGCGACGAUUGGGCACGCCGUGUUCAGGGGAGGGAAUAAGGAGGCGGGCGGGGGGGCGCCUCAUUCAGGUGAUAAGCGAGAGAGGGGGGCCCAUAGGAUAUUAUGCUCGGUGUAACGAGUCUCGCUUACUGGAUUAGGAUGGACCACCAGCUCGCCAGGGACUGAACAAUACCCGGAUGCUUCCAGGAGGCCAGGUCUGCAGGUUCUACAACAGUCUUCUGCCUUGAGGGUAGACAGGAAGAUACGCUGGUUUGAUAUUGUAGUUUUCAAUGACCAAUGUUUUGUUCUUAUUCUUCUUCUUGAUCUCAUAGGGGCGUCUCUCUUUGUUUCCGAGGUCCAUUCCACUAUCCCUGUUUUCAAUUCCUUUCUACCUUAUGGAGGGUCGUAGACGGGAACAAGAGCAGCUCUACUC
Sodiomyces alkalinus F11 is the source of this 1914-nucleotide messenger RNA. RefSeq lists its product as hypothetical. The transcript has 2 exons. The coding region runs from base 336 to 1541 and encodes 401 amino acids. The record is from RefSeq and is a predicted model, not a curated record. Lineage: Eukaryota; Fungi; Ascomycota; Sordariomycetes; Glomerellales; Plectosphaerellaceae.